Xyrichtys novacula (pearly razorfish) is the source of this 33485-nucleotide messenger RNA. NCBI's taxonomy places the organism in Eukaryota, Metazoa, Chordata, Actinopteri, Labriformes, Labridae. The record is from the annotation of a GenBank genome assembly.
AGAGACUGGGCCUGGCCUGGGAAUUUGCAGCUCGCUUCCCAUUCUUCCUAUGCAGACAGACACACAACAUGGCGGACUAGAAUAGUCGGCCGACGCGCCCGGAUACAGCGGAUAAACCGAAGGAUUUAACACCCAGGAAGCCGAAGAAAGUACUCCCGGGAGGGGCUUUACCUUCGGGCGAAAUAAGGGUUUUUAGCGGGGUGGCCUUCUUGCCUGGAUUUAGCAGAAAAACUGACUGCGAAGUGUUGGCAGUGUGUCCCAGAUCGAGCUUCCCUCCUCUGCUAUCACCCAGGUCCCCCCACCCCGCUCUCACUCUCGGUUCGUGGGGUGUGGAGACUGGGGCCGGGGUUGAAAAACGUGGAAGAGAAAGCGAGGAUAAAUCCCUUCUUGGCUGUUUCCCCCUCCUCCUCCCCUCUGGUUUCUUCUGGGCGCUUCAGGAGUUGUGGUGAGUUUUCUUGUUUUCGUUGCGUGAAAGCCUGAAUCCCACUUGUUACAAUGUCGCUGUAGCAGCAUGUUUCCUCUCGCUGUAACAUUGUGUCACCCACAAACAAGCACUUUGUCCCCCACAUUCACUCCAACCGGGUACAUAACAUGAUACCUGGAGUUACACCAGUGCUGGAGCAACAAACAGGGCUGUGUUUAAUAGUUGGAGCUCUCUAGUCGAAACGCCUCAACAUUUUAGAAGUAGCUCGGAGGCAGGGAGGGAUAUUUGGCGAAGGGGGCUCUGAAGAAAAAGGGGGCUUAAAGAUGAGCGCAGCUACAUUUUAGGAGUCCGAGCUUGUAACUUGGUGUGUUGCGCCAACACGGAUGCUGUUGCGCUGGCAGUGGAACAAAGAGGGUCCAGGUCUGUGCUGGCUCACUGGAAAGUACACUUUAUUGAUCAACGCUUUGUUAUUACACGUUCAGAGAGGGUGGGGAGCUGGCGGGGUCGGUGGGUGGGUGGGUGGGAAGGGGGGUCUUCAUACGACCCACAACAGGAAUUAGGUCGCCCUAACAUUAACAUGUUGGGUCUGUCAAAUCACAGCGGCUGCUUUGUGUUUCUGCUCUCUGACAUGGAGUCUCUGGAGUGUGCAUUCCCCCCCAACAACCUCUCCCAAAGUUUUCUGUAAUGAUUAAUAUUCUCCUCUCUUUCUGGGUGUAACCCAGCAUACCAUUUCACUGUUGUGGGUGUUGAAGUUCUUUAAUACUUCUCUUUUACUUGCACUCUUAAGUAAUGAUUUCCCAGCUCAUUAAAGCAUGGAUUAGUGUUUUAAUAGGUUGUUUGUUACUGGAAAUGGUGACGAUUAGAUAAGGAAUAUAAAUGAAUGCAGCUGUUUCUGCUGCUGCUGCUGCAAGAGCUUUGCACCAGGACAGAGCAGACGUGUAAAAGUUGAAGAAGAAAGAAGCAUGAGCCAUGCUGAGGAACAUGACAGAGCUGAGCUUGUUACAUGCCACUGUAUCAGGAGGAACCUCUUCAUGGUCUUCAUGUGGAUGAUCUUCUUCCCCUUACCUCUCCAAAGCACAGUUCUGACUUGGGAGAGGCCACAGUGUCAUGUCAGUGCCAUCAGUGUGCUAAAGUCACAAACAUUUGUUUCAGUGUUGAUUUUUGAAAUUAUUGUACCAGCCUCCUUCACUGACCACUAUAUACAUUGAUGGUACCUUAUUCUAUCAGAUUACAAAGUUCAACAGGUUUCAGGUUAAUUAUCGCAACAACCGCACAUUUGCAGCAGAGAGAGUAAUGUAUUCAAGCUAGCAAAAAAUAUGGCCAAUUCAUGUUUUUCCACCAAUAAUAUUGGUUUGUAUAAUCUGUUACACUGAUACUCACAGCUGAAUAUCAUGUGCCGUACAGGGUUAAACAAAAAAAGUAGUAUUUAAACAUCUCUCGCUGCACCUACCACAGCUGACUCCUUCCUCUCUGUGCUCCAACAGCAGGCCUACCUUGACCUUCCACUGUCAGGCCUGGACACGUCUUUCCCUUUCCCAACAUGCCAUGCAACCAUCUUUGGUUGUCAAACCGCCUCAUCUUAGGAAAAUUCAGACUGUGUGAGGGGGGGAAAGGGCCCAGAAAUGCAGAGCUGUUAUCAUCUCUGUCCGUAUCUUAUUCAGCCUAUUUUGAGAAAAAAGGAGUUAUUUCUGUCUUGGGAUUCUGAAAGCGUUUCAGCGGAGGAGCCUGAGUGAUCCUCACACCGCACUUUUCAUCAUUGGCCUAGUUUCUAAAAAUACAACAUAAAGUAUAGCAUGAAAGAGCCUCGAGGGGACUUUGCGUGAAGUUUCAAUGGGAGGAUCUUUGAAGUUUAACUCCUGUGUUGUGAAAUUUCACAAUUUCAGGGUGCUGACACAAUAUUAUGAGUUGUCCCUCUGGGUGGGGCAGGAGGUAUAUUUUUGUUUCCACCUGUGUGCCGAACACAUUUCAAUGUGGAGAGCUGUGUAAUUCAGCCUCUAACAGGAUCAACACGGCUACAUUUAGGGGAUUAUGAGGCUUUCAGGAGCCUGAUUUCAGACAUGUUUGAUAUGUCAUUCAGCCGUACGUUGACAAUAAUUUUACCACACAGGAAGUGAACCGGUGUGAGGAUGGCUUACUGUUAAUAAAUCUAAUCUCUGGUCUGACUUUGGAGACUCCUUUUAGACUUAUUCAGAUUUGUUUCGUCUGUCUUAAGACAUGGUUGAAAAAAAUCUUUGUUUUGCAUCCUCCUGAUGUGGAAGCAAAGAUGUUUCUGGGUCACAGUGACUGUGAUGGUUAUGACAAUACUUUAUUUCUUAUAGCAGACUUCAAAGACCAAAUUAAAGAGUAUUUUGGAUGUGUGGGAAGUUUCCUUUAGCUCACGUGAUACAGGUCUGCUAUAAUCAAUUAUUUCCCCCAAUGAUAACGGUAGUAACUGUUUGAUUUCAGGAUCACACAAACUCGUCCCUCUUCCUUGUGAACAGAGAAUUCUUUGUAUGGGGUACGUUUUAGCACCACAGUUUUGUUAAUGGGACCACUAUUUGCUUGCCUAUUUUAGGAUUUAUAUUUCCUAUUUCGUUUAAGGGAAAGCAGAAAUUAUGAGCUGAACAUCCCAUUCGAUUACCUUGUGGUAUUGUCACGCAGUCCAUUUCUGUCCCGUGGAAAACUUUGAUGUUCCCUUUCAAACAAUGCCCCACAGUGGAGGUCAGAUUUAGGGUGGAUUGAAAACCAGCAGAGAAGAAGCCACAGUUAUAAAUAUUUAUAUUUGCCCUUGGCAUCAGCCUUCAAGGCGACAAGACCUUUUGCUGCCCUGCUGUGAAAAAUUGUCCAAAGAACAUGUUAAGCAAGCUGGAAAAGUCUUUGAAUACAUCACCUGAAGAUGACUCUGGAAGCACAGGUUUUUUUUUUUUUUGAAAAGUUAUGUGACGGCUCUGCUGUGAAGUCUCAGAAGCUGGUUUCCUUAUCUGUCAGAGGAAGAGGAGGGGACAGAGGGCAAGAGGAUGGUCACUUCAGAUACGAACGCCUGUACUCAUCAAGGGCUCGGUUUCAUUUGAAUUUAAUGUUGCAGACUGUGAGCGCUUUUGAUUUGAUGGAUCGUAUCUUUAAGUUUCAUUUAAGUAAGAAGUAAGAAUUUGGUCAGUGAUGACCUGUCUAAAGAGCUUAUAUGAGGUAUUACUUUUGAUCAACGUAUGCCUUCCAUAUAGAAAAAUCAAUGGUUAAACAAAAAGCUGAAUGCUUCAUUCACUUUUUCUGACAAAUUGGGAUUUAUUCUAUUUAAUCAUUAUCAUUGCUGUUAAGAUUAUAUCACUUUGGGAUUUGUGUGUUCUUGAGUCCAACCAAAGAAAACUUAAGUAUCAAAUAAGCCCCUAAACCUCACCACCCCUUGGAUCGUCAAAUAUGUAACUCAGAUCAGACUGGACAUAAAUGACAAACCUGAGCUGAUAUUUGACACCAUGCUAGGGCCUGAAAGUGGGAUAUUUUACUUCCUGCCAAAAAAGUACUGAGCCCUGAUCCCCAGCCGGAGUUGCAUGCUGGAUGUAGAAAUCAGCGUUGCUUGUUCAAUUUUUUCAAAGCAGAAGUGAUAGUGACUCAGGUUUCGUUGUGGCCCUUAUGCCGGCCGUUUGGCCCCACACCACACACGCUUCAAGGUCACAGUGGCUUCUGUGGGGAGGCCAUGCUUUGCGCCUCCACAUCCUCUCUGUGUCCAAUGUGGGAAAGCUUGAGAGGCCCCUGGCAUGCUCUGUGAGAAACCCCACAAUGAAGUGAACACAGAACAGAGUGGAGCUUCACUGACUCACCACUUUCACAGAUUGAAACAAGUGAGUUUUUUUUUAUCCUUCCAGCCCAGUGGAACCAAAUCAUCAUUACAGGCUUAAUAACAGACACAGCGGUCACUCUUGCCUGUAUGAUUAGCCAAAAUACUAAUCCCUCACUUCUCUGGGUCUUUUCAUCAACUCACCAGCUCAUGAAUGAAGCCAACAGGAACAUAAACCACACCAGCAGGGAGUAGUAUCCCUCAGAAAGGGAAGUCCAGAGGAUUGUGGCUGUUGUAUGUGGCACCGGGGACAUAUAAUCUGUGGUCUGUUUCAGAGCGAGUCGUAGCAGCCCCGGGUUAGACCUACUGCAGUCUCCUGUGAAGAGAAGCAUUCACAGUGUUUCUGUUGCCCCAGACCACCCUCCUCCCCCUCUCAAGACAUAGAAACAGUAUUAAUAUGCUAUGAAUGGAGACAGACAGACAAGCGUUAUCUGGCACUGCAGCGACUAAAGAAGCAGGAUGCCUUGUAGAAAGCCAGAGGGAAAUAUUUCUCUGCAUGAAUGGUAAAGUCCCCUUGACCACCACCGCUGGUGUCAUGUCAGCCAGGCCUGCAGGGGUUUGUGUCUGUUUGGUUUCCAGCUCACUCCUUUGCCUUAGGGAUGGCUGCUGUGAAUAAUUAAUAAGAUUUGUUAGUUUUAAAAAUAAAACUGAACAUCCUCGAUGCUUUCAGGCAGUGCCCAGCUCAAAAAUAUCUAACAAACUGAAAAAGUAGCUGAAACAAAAAAAAACCCCACAGACUUUUGCAGGAGUGCUCUGUAUUAAAAGACUAACUUCCAUGGAUCUAACGGCUUCGCCUUUGGUUGUCAUGGAGAUAUAAUUGGAGUUCCUUUAUAUUCUACCUUUAAGUGUUUCUUUACACUGUGUGAAUGAAAUGGCAUGGGAACAGCCGAGUCCUUUCACUGCUGUUUGAUUGCCCUCCUAUGAGGUCUGCAGUUGGCCACCGGCACAGGAGCAACUGUCUUCAUUAACUGGCUAACCACUCGCCUCCACAUUAAGCAGCAAGUAGGUGACUGCACAAUGGUGGAGACUCUGACUCAAAGGCAUGAGAAUUAAAUAUGGUGUAUUUUACUAUGCUAUCUUAAAUGACUAUCUUACAUCGUACAUGACUAUUGGAUAAUGAACUAUUUCUGUGUAUUUUUACCCAUAAUGGCAAAACUGAUUUGUUAGUUUAGUCAAUUGUGGAAAUGUCCAGAUAAAACCUUUUCUCUUUGCAAUGCUAAAGGUCCUUACACACCGGUAACGAUGCAAAUAUACGACGCGAAAUUACUAAAUAUUCAGAGGCAAAUUUUGACGCACCUGACUAUAUCAAGUGCAAUACGAUUUUGCGACUUUCCGGGGGAAAAAAGACGCGUCCCGGGUGGAAGCGAGAAGACUGACACAACAGCAGACUGAGUGUUUUUCAGUUCUUUAUAGACACUAGUGUUGAAAUGUCUGUCUGUCAUGAUAGCAUGUACAGAGUCGGGGCCAGUAUUAGAUAAGCACAUUAAACUAUAAUCCAUAAACGUAAGGUAACAACCGAGACCUAAUGGUGCUGUGACAGCAACGUGAUUGAGUUUGAGACAGUGAAAAUACGUAUGGUAUGUUGUAUCUGAACAGGUUAGCUUACGAGCUAAAGUUACUUUGCACAGAUGAAAGUUAAAACAAAGACGUUUAGCAAACUGUUAAAGCACACAAACCAUCGUCAAAUGAAAAAUCCGACGCUAUGACUCUCCACAAGUUGUCCUUCAGGUCGUUAUCUUUGUAAUGUUUGUGUCUUUUAUCAAAAAGCACUCUGUUCUCCGACACGUAAACAAUCAGCCAGUCGGCCAUGUUGGAUAUACUGGUGAAUCUGACAUCGCAGCAACACGAAAUCUGAUUGUCAAAGUGGACACACAGUAUGCGAAACUUAAGAAAAUUCGUCCGUGAUACAAAAAAGUAAAUGCUGCAGUAUUGCAGGGCAGGAAAACGUUGCUGAUGUGAACGCUUGUAUUUACAGGAUACGGGUUCGAAAAAAAAUAUUGAUCUCCGAAAUAAUCGCACGAAAAAAACGGUCCCGGUGUGUAAGGACCUGAAAUCUUGAACAACAAUGUUGUAGCCACUGACAGUGAUUCUUCAAGUAAACGUAAUUCCUUCAGUUGUGUUUCUUUUCUGCCACAGGUUUUGGUUACAGGGUCUGUUGGUUCUUAAAAGAUGAAACAGACCUUUACUUUCAAUUCCACUAUCAGUAAAGCCCUUAUCAGGUGAAUACCCUGAAACUGAAGCCUAAAAACAAAGCCCUUCAAAUGAACUAGGCUAAUGUAAACACAGUUAUGUUGGCGGGUAUGCGACCUGUAUCUCUGAUGCAUCAAAAUCUGUGAGGAUUCAGUAAACCCACUACCCACACAUGCCAACGACGCUCCUCUUUUGAACCAUCAACCCACAAGUGUUUCCCCAACAGCCCCUAAACUUUCAGAUUGUUAAUGAAUUUAUAGCUCUGUCUCACACACCUUAGCCAUUUGUUGAACUUAGUGAACGUGCAUGUAACAGAAAGGCACCGAGGUGAUUAUUAGGGGUGUGAAUGUGCAUGUUUUAGUACAGGACUUCCAGUACGGUGUAUAUGCGCACUGAAUUGAAUGCAUGAUAUAGACCAAAAACUCACGAAUGAGUUCCCAUUCGAUUGGAAGACAGAAGUGGACAGAACAUACUUUUUUUUUCACACUUAAUUUUCUCAUGAUAUGUCCUGUAGCAUCAGAAAAAUGCCAUAUGAACAUGUAGACAACAAGAAAAACAUGAUUUUCAUCGAAGUGGGUCUGUAAGGUCUCCUGUGUGAGAACACUGCAGUUUCCUUGUGAAAUGUGACAAUGGACAAACCAAAGUAGACAAGGCAAGAACUGUUGACUGUCACAGUUUGGCAGCAGUUACUGGCAACACAUCCAACAUGUUAACACAUUUGUAGUGGCAGAACACAGACGUGCUAUAACAAAUGUUAUAACAAAUAAAUGCUUUUAUUUUAGUGGAUCUAUGAAUCUUCUCGGUUAUUGAGAGUGGAGGAUUUAAACACGCUAAUCGUGAUAGAGCCUUGAUAUAAAUUUGUUCUUCUUCAUUUCAGCAGCCCUUUAUGAACAACCAAAGCUGCUGUUGCGCACAGCUAAUCCAAGACCCUUGUAGCUCUGCCGAUGAACAGCUGGUGCUUGUGUUUCCCUUACUGUACCAAAAAUUGACCAAGCCAUGACUUCAGAUCCUACCAACCGUGGUUUUUGUGUACCGUUACACCCCUAUUGAUCAUGGAUGUCUGCCUGGUAGCGUUAGCCCCAGUUAGCUUGCAUGACACGUAAAUAGUUAUUCCAAAGAAGGAGAGAGCGUAUCCAGCAGUGCCUGAGUGCGCACCAUGCAACCUCUGUACCUAGUUGUGCUCUUUUUACUGGACUUCUUGUUUGUUUGGUUAACUUCUUAGUCUGCCGGUACAUUUCAGCCUUUACUGAUCAGCGAGGCGCUGUUGCUGCUACUUUAACUAACCAGUUACGCACUAGAUGGAACUUGUUGUUACCCAGGUAACCACAAAAUAUGUAGAUGCUUGUCAGAUAAUUAACACUGCAACAGAGAAGCCCAAGUUUAGGACAGUUUUCCUGUUGGCUGUUGAUGAGUGUGUGGCAGACAGUGAGGAAAAUAAAAAGCCUAGACAAUAAAAACAUGGAGACCUUACUGUUUUUCUUUUUACAGAAGUGAAUCGCAUUCAGUGGAUUAAAAAGAAUUAGACACAUUAUCGCGUAAUUCAGAGAUCCUGAAACUCCCACACAGGCUUCCUACUCUGUCUUUGAUACUGUAAAAUACAAUCACUAGACAAUCUGCUUUAUAAGAGAGGCAGGAGGGGAAAAAAAUCAUCUUCAAUGUGUUUUAUUUUUGUUGUAGAAAGCAGGAAAAAGCCGGCGAACAAUCAGAAAAAACAAAUGCUCUUAUUGGGUUGGCUCUUAUGUUUUUUUGUGUAAUUAUCUCUAUAGUACCUGUUAGUGGGUUGGGUUUAUUAGGUGGCAAGUGAACCUUUUUACCUCAAAGUUGACAUGCUGAUGCAGGAAAAGUGAAUGAGUGGCAGGAUGUGAGCAACUUGGACAUGGAACAAAUUGUGAUGGCGCCAUGACUGGGUCAGAGCAUCUUCUGAACGGCAGCUCGUGGGGUGCUGUCCACCUGCAGUGGCCAGUACCUCCCUAAACCAGUAAACUCAUGUGAAUCAGGACACUCAUAAAAACACAUUUGUAAUGAGUGGGUAAUGACUUAUUCAGCCUUAAGAAGAGAAUUUCAGGAAACAAACAGGAUGAAAAAUGAGGAAAGUGCAUCUCAUUUUUAAGGAUUCAACAGCCUUGUCCCUUCCACAUCGUUUAACUAAAAUAAGAUCACAGACCACCAAGUAUUUGGAUGCCUUGGCUUUAUAAAAGGCAUGAGUAUAAAAGAGUUAUGUGAUGUACAAUGUAUACAUAAAAUAUACAUAUUAAUCAGUCUUCCAUUGCUAUGCUGUUGCCACACCUUUUACAGGAGUGUUACCAGGGUUUAAGCUUUAAAGACUGAGCUCAUAUAUGUUAAAAUUGGGUCAUUAAAUUUUAAAUACCGGUAGCUUUGUGCACAGAGACAUGCGUCAUAGUGACAAAGAAAGAAGAGGGAGGAGAUUGCUCUGAAAUAUUCUGUACACUCUAUGACCUGUUGUUGUUUUAUUUAUUUAAUAAAUGAUGUCUCUGUUGUAUGUAUCUUGUUAUAACAGUUAUAACGUUGGUUGAUCUUAUCAAGAAUCCUUUAGAAAUUAUACUUAUUCUACACUCAGACACCAGCUGAGCAAAGUGAGACAGGUAGACAGAUAACCUGAUGUUAUCAACACAGAGUUGCCUUCAGCCAAGGUGAUUUGGACAACUUCUUUUAUCCAACAUAAGUUCUGCAGAGGUUUAAUUAAGGAGCAGUACAGGUGACCUCCAGGUAAUUGUCCUGGACACAGAUUCAGAGUAAAAGCAUUGUGUGAAAACAAGAGUGUGGCGAUGUAAACCAGGCUUUUGCUUUGAAAAGCACUCCCAAAGUGCUUCUAAUAUAUGUGAGAAGAAAAACAGCCUUUUACACUCAAGAGAGGAUAGAAACAGAGCCCUGAUUGUCUCCAUCUGAAAUAAUACUUCAAUAGAAAACAUUACUCUUUUUGCUAAUCCUGCACUGGUAUCAGCCGAAACAUGAUGUAACAAGAGCGUAAUCUUAAAAAAAAAAAAACCCUGAAUACUAACUUUAUUGACAGAGUUUUGAACACAACACUUUCAGGUGAGGGUUUUAAAAGGACUUGGCUGAGUGUGGCCACUCAGAUGUAUCAUUUUGUUAUGUAAGCAAUAAAGAAGCAGCAAUUAUUUCAAAACUAGUCAAAAAUCUCUCUUUAACCAUCAACCCAUAACAUACACAUAGUAACAGUACUAUGUGUAUUUGUUUUAUUAAUUUUUAACUGUGUAAUUCAGUUUUCUGUUCCAGUUGUCAUUACUUUUGUCCCACUGUAACCCACUCACUGUGAAAUGUAACUGUUUAGGAAACUGUGAUGAUAUAAGCUAUGCUUUUGUGCUGGGUUUUCACAUUAGUAUAUUCCUGAUCUGUUAUUUUACUGGACACCAGCCAACCAAUAUCUAUUAAAUAUUUAUCAAUUUAGAUUUAUACCUAUAAAAGCCCCUAGAAAGGUAAAAUCUCAAAAUCUAUUCAUGAUAUUAUUGAUUACAAAUCUGUACAUUUUCUAAAUAGGGAAACGUGUCAAACAAAUGAAUGCAUUUGUUUAAAAUCAAGAAAUCUGAAGUAUACAGUUCCUGCUGGAGAGAAGGAAUCAUCUCAUCAUAGGAUCUGUCAUUCAUGCUAAAACAGUAUGUUCCUUCUAUACCACAAGUAUGCGUGUGUUGCUGAAAUAUGUGUUGUAAAGAAAGAGGUCUGAGUCAUGUUUGAUUCUCCUCAAAGCGGAAGUAAGUGUCCUGUCACAUUUGUAUUCUUUAUUCCCUCCAGUCAAACUAUUGAUUUUUGUUGCUUGUUUCCUGUCAUAGUCUUAAGAAAACUGAGGCAGCUCUGUGCUUUGCUACAAGGGUGGCUCACCCCAGAUGUGACUGCUGUAAUGGCUUUUUCUAUGUGUGCUCCGCUUUAUCCAAGAAAAUAUUCACAUGGUUGCACAAGCAGAGCCUAAGGUCAGGAGAGAGCAUGAGCUGUAUGACUACCUUUUAGUUCAUUCAUUCACUAAUAGAUGGCUCAGGCUUGUUUCCUCUGCAAGGACUAGCACGAGGAAAGUGUUGGCGAGGCAUUUAGCCUGCGCUUGUUGACAUACUAAGACGAAAGAUGGAUUUAAAGAGAGCUAGAUGUGGGGGGUUUGACAGAGUAUAAACUUGGCAAUAGUGUCAUUACCAAUUAGAGACCCACUCCGAUGAAAAUCAUGUUUUUCUUAUUGUCUGGUGCUGAUGCUACAGGACAUAUCAUGAGAAAAGGAAUCGUGAAAUUACAUUUCUGAGUUUUUCUGCAUUCAAAUUGCUGUGAACCUCUGGCUGACCCAAACGGCAGGCUCAGACACAGGGAGAUUUCCUAUGUCACAACUGCAAGCUCCGCCCCCAGAGCCCCGCUAUGCAGGCCAGACUCAGAGAAGUAGAGGGGACAGUUGAGGAACACGCGUGUGUGAUAGCAGAUUGCAAUGCUUGUAAGAAAGCUAAUUAUGAUAUUAGCUUUUAUCAUGCCCCCAAAUACAUUAGUGUCUCAGAGCUUAAUAGCUCCCAUGUUAUCUGCCACUUCUACAACACCGGCAAUGUUAGGCUGCAAGCUAGUGUGAAGAGGAGUGUGCAGAGCAGCACUUUCUCCACCCACGACUCAGAGGCUAAUUGCUAAUAAGCUACUGGGGCUCUGCAGAAGCAAAGCUCUAGAAAAUGACACAGGUAAUGUGAUUUUGGCUGAAAACGUAAUAGUCACAAUUUAAAGACCACUGAUGACACUUUAAAUAAUAAAAAAGAAUACAACCGGUGUGGGACUUUAAAAUGUGUUUUACCCCUCAAACACCGAUGCAACCAUGGUGGCAGGUGACGGUGACUUUUAGCUAGGGAUACACCAAUCCGAUAUUUGGCUCGGAUAUCUGCUCCGAUAUUGACAGGAUCGGAUAUCGGAUGAAUGACGCUGAUCCAGCUUUCCAAUCCAUUUUUUUCCUUUUAAUUAAUUUUUCUUUUAAUACAUGGAAGUCUUUUUUUGCUGUGUGCUGAUGUGCAAUUGGCCAUUUGUUAAUAAAUAAUAUUCAGUAAAUUUAUAUCUGUGUUAAUUUGUUACCUUUUUUUUAACAAGGCUAAUGUCAAGCCUGAUGCCUUCACUCACAGAGCAAGGUAUACAGUUCAUUCGUGCAACAAUAGUAUUGGAUCGGUACUGGAUAUUGACCGUUAUGCUCAGCCCAGGUAUCGAUAUUGGAUUAGAUCAGAAAAAAAUGGAUUGGUGCAUCUCUACUUUUAGCUCAUGACUAGGUUUUCUUGAGUCCAAGUCAGAUGAUUGAAAGAAUCGAGCUGUUUGGUCAGAAGAACGACCGAAUAUUCCUGAGAAAUUGCUUUUGAUUGUAGCUUUCUUAACACUCGGUCUGUGUGAUGAUGAAUACAGACGCAUUUAGAAAGGCAUUGCAGGCUUGUUUGAGGGGAGAGGAGGGGGGUCCUAGGAACUUACCUUGUGUUAAACUGCAUAAGGCCUUUUUCUUUUUAACACUGUAGCUGCAAAAAGCAUAAAAAAGAUAUAAUCUUCAGUUCACCUCACCCAUCCCUUUUGAUAAACAAAAACAAAGAUGAGAAGUGCUUUCAGUUAAAUCUGAUGACGAAACAUGGAGGUCAAUCAGUUACUGUGAAAAGUGUGGGUAGUUUUCCAUUUGUGUGUGUCCUUUUGAUGGGAAAGUCGGUUAGCAAAGGUUAAAGUAUGAUACUCUGUUCAGCCAAGAUAUGAGUCAUUUACUCAAAUGUUAAUGUUCUGUAUGAUAAUGUUCAUCCAUCCUGACCAUUGAGAAAUAUGUCAUCAGAAAAGAUUUUGAUGAGCUGCAAAUGAUUAAAGCCCUUAAAUUAUUUGAAACUCGUGCAAAGACAACACUGAACUGAAAAAAAUGUAUUAUUUCAUGCAAAAAUAAAUGCUCAUUUAAAAUUUAAUUCCAGCAAAAUGUGUCAAAAAGUAGGGACAGGAGUGUGAGUAUUAUUGUACUGUAUCACCUUUGUCCUGGUGCACUGAUGAACUAUGUCCUGAUAACAAGCCAGGUGAUCCCUGUCCACUUUGAAGUAGAGGGAGGGCAUGAUGUAAUUCCUAAAAUAAAUAUACUUUGAUUAGUCAGACUACAGGUUUCCACUUCAUCUCAGUCUACUUCAAUUGGGCUGGACCUUGAGAAGCUUCAAGCCUUUAUCACGUUCAUGUUCGGUUUCCUCUCUAAAUUGUCAAGUUUUAGCCUUUAUUUGUGGUGAUUUGGAACUCAUUUCACCACAGAGUCAUGUCUGUUAUUGAUGCAGUGCUGUCUGAGGGCUGCAGAUCACAGCCAUUCAUUUCUUGGUUAUCUGACUUAUUCUAUUUGUACAGAGAUUUGUUUAGAUUCUCUGAAUCUUGUUUGUUUUCGAUGGUGAAAUACCUGGAGUUCUACAGUUUUCUGCAGGGAAACAUCACUGUUGAACUGUUUGCCCAUGCAGUCUCUCACAGAGGGGUAAACCUCUUUGCAUUUUUACUUCUGAAAGUCUACCUAUUUGGAAUGAUCUCUUAAUACCCAGUCAUGCUGCUAACAUGCUGCAAUUUAACCUGAUAAGUUAAGAGAUGUUCCUCCAGGAUUUUUUUUUUUGCUUUACUAAACUUCUUUUGGAUUUUUUGGUGCCUGUCCCGACUUUUUGAAAUGUGUUGCUUACGUCAAAUUCAAAAUGAGCAAAACUUUAAGGAAAGUGUAUGCUAGGGGUGGGAGAAAAAAAUGGACACAGCAUAGUAUCACGAUAUUUUGUGUGGUGGUAUCGUAUCGUCUCAUUUACCAAAUAUAGAUUUUUUAAAAUGAUUGCUAAAAUGAAGUCAUAUCUGGAAAAAUAAUGGAAAAAUAAAAUCAACUGUUUGUCAGUGAGGUUGGCAGAGGUCCUCAUAGAGCAGGAGAAAGUUAGUGCAACAAAUAUAAGGUUUGCAAGAUGUGCUAUAUGAAAAUAAAAUACUGUGUAAAUAAGACAAACAUUAAGAAAAGUAAAAUGCUAAAAUAGCUUAACAGUUAAAAAAAUAUUAAUCAUAAAAUAUUGUAUCGCAAUAAUCGCUGUCUUGCAAAAUGUUAAAAAACGUAAUACAAUCGUAUCGUGGCCCAAGUAUCGCGAUAAUAUCGCAUCGUGGCCCAAGUAUCGUGAUAAUAUCAUAUCAUGGCCCAAGUAUCGUGAUAAUAUCAUAUCACGGCCCAAGUAUCGUGAUAAUAUUGUAUUGUGGCCCAAGUAUCGUGAUAAUAUCGUAUCGUGGCCCAAGUAUCGUGAUAAUAUCGUAUCGUGGCCCAAGUAUCGUGAUAAUGUCAUAUCAUGGCCCAAGUAUCAUGAUAAUAUUGUAUUGUGGCCCAAGUAUCGUGAUAAUAUUGUAUUGUGGCCCAAGUAUCGUGAUAAUAUUGUAUCGUGGCCCAAGUAUUGUGAUAAUAUCAUAUUGUGGGGCCACCAGUGAUUCCCACCCCCAGUGUCUGCUCUAAACUAACUUCUUAGUUUCGUCAUUUGAUUUGUUGCAUUUGCUCAGUUUUUAAUCAUAUGUAGGUUUAUUUCUUCAGCAGAUCAUCAGAAUUUUUUUUAUCAACAUUUUUCAGAGCAUGCAUCUUUUCAGGGGUCGGUGUUGUAUUUAGACUGAUUCCAUGUGACCUCCAUAUUUCCAUCUGAGUUACAGUUAGUCAUCACGCAGGUUAUCCUUUUAAUAUAGAACCAUGGCAGCACCAAACCUAAAAAUGGCACAAAUAGAAGUACUUGCCUGCGUAAAUUAAUAAUGAGCUCUGCCAACACAUAAGUCUGUUAAAUAAAGAAUGCCCUGCCUUUACACACACACACACACACACACACACAUCUAAACUACUGGCCCCCAGGAGGCUGAAACACAUUAAGAUGCAUCUCCAGGGAGUUGUUGUCGUGGGUGCACAGUCCCCAGAUAAAAACCUCUUGUGCACCGGCAGCAUCUGUGAAGUGAAGGUUAGCAACAGGACCAUCACACCAACCAUCACAGUGACACGUCAUCCUGCCUCCCUGAAAGCACGCAGAUAGCAGUGAGUCAUGCUUGGUUAAGGAAAGGAUAUUAAAAAGCAUUUUGAUGUGAGCAUACCUAUCCGUAGGUUUGGUUGACCCAACACACAUUCAGAUAGAUGCUGUAUGACACUGAUUCACUGAUAAUGGCACAAAUCAACAAGCUUGUGAAUCACUCUUGAACUAUAGAGGAGGAUAGUAGAGGUAGUGUACUCCUCACAGUAAAGUCAAAGUGUUAAAGGGAGAUGUUAAGCAUCCACAAAUACAGCAGACUGUGACACAGGGAGUAAUGCUCCUGUACCGGUUUUAAAAUUUACUUGUCUGAGAAGAGAUUUCUUCCCAGACAACUGAGGUACAGAUGUAAAAAGACUGUUUAUGUAUUUUUUUUUAAGAUUAUCAGUACAAAAUUCAAGCUGCAGCAACAACAAUUUGUUAACAAAUCAUCAAUCAAUCAUCUCAAGGAUCAAUCAUCUUUAUUUGAUUUCCAAAGACAAACAUUUUUUUUCCCAGUUCCUUUAUUGAAAGUAUCUCCUUGCUUUAUAUUCCAUGAUUUUCACCGAGGCUGUGAGAUAUUUGAAGACUUUACUUGCGCUCUACUGCAUGAUUUAUAACUGAAUAAAGAGAAUAGUAAGCAGAUCAAGACAGCCAAAAAAAAAGAAAACGAUAUUAUUUGCUGCCCUAAAAUCAGUGAGAAUCAGUCAGUCAGCUGUCAGGAUUUCAAGACCCUCAACUGUGCAAGAACAAGCCAAGAAGAAUGUCCAAAUGCUCAAAAAUAUUUUUGAGAAGUUUAUCAAAAUAUCUCUGGUUUAAUAUCCCUUUUGUCCUUUUUCUGAAUCCUGUCAUUGUUUCUGGAAGCAGGCAUUUGGCUGGAUAAAUGGACGAGGGACACAGAAAGAGGGAAAGCUACAAUUGGAUUUGUAGGUUAAUAGCAUCCUCAUUGACAACAUAACUUGCUCAUCAUGCCCCAUUUCAGGCUGCAGUCAGAGCCAAACAGCGCUGCACCAAAUCCAGAAUGUAAGCACUGCCAUGAAUGAGCUUGGUUCAAAACACCAGAUGAUUGGCAACUGGCACUAUUAAAGCUUUCAGCACCCAAAUUAUCCUCUGCCCACUGAAGCAAUAAUCCCUGAUGUAAAGCAUCAGUUUGUGUGCGCGGGCGGUGCACGCAGCGCUUGGCUCAGUGCAGCGCUGAAGUAUCUCUUUGAGCAGAGCCAGACGGGCUGGAUUAUUCCAGGGUCAGGACCAUGGGAUUAGGUCCAGGGAUUUUCACAGCUCAGUCAGGGAGACAACAGCCUUGUUGGCCUCUGGGAUUAUACAGAAGACUGACAGUGAGCCGGCCCGACCACCCUCUGGCCUCUGUCAUACUUUCUCCAAAGUCUGUCUAUCCUCAGUCCUCCUCUCACUCAUCCUCACACCAGUGGGUGAUGAUUGCUGAGUCACUGUCACUGCAGGAAUUUCGAUGUGACACUAAUUCUGUUUUGGUCAUGCCUUGGGCAAUGAAUGGGUCAAAUGUUCCUUAGGCAUGUUUUUGUGUUGUUCUAAAAAGACCAAUGUGAAUAUCUUGGUGAUAGUGCAACGAUAUAUGCAUAUAUAUUUAAGCGUAUGUAUUUUACAACGUAUUCCUGAAUCUCAACUUCAUGGUUUUCCUGGAAUCAGGAAUCUGAAAAAGCAAAUUCUUUUAACUAAAAGCACAUCGUAACCAUAUAUAGAGGAUAUUAGGGGUGGGAGAAAAAAAGUAUCACAAUUUUUUAAACCGAUUUUUAUGUUCAAAAAGCCUUCAAGAUUUAAGAAUAAAUCUUAAAAACUGACUUACAUGUGAUGUGCAUUUUGGGGGGAAAUAUGGUUCCUGGAAUAGUCAGUAGACAAUCAUAAUCAUUCAACUGUUUCACUGGUGUUAAAAAUGCAGACUAAAAAUCGAGAAAAUCGACAAUAUUGUAGAAUGGCAAUUUAAAUCGAAUCGGCAUCCAAAAAAUCGUAGAAGAAUCAAAUCAGGAGAAAAGAAUAUCGUCACAAUAGUCGUCACAUAAAAUUUAAGUAGAAAUAUCUAUAGAAAAGUGUCUCUGAGUACAAACCUGUCCUACUUUUUCAUCCUGAUGCUGAUUCUGCAAAAGUAUUUUGUAAGGAGCUAGUUCUAGUAAAUAAAUCAUACCAUCUCUGUUGAACCACAAGACAGUAAUGAGUGUCCCGGAGUGAUGCCAAGUAUCUUCUGUUUGCUUUGCAGGACCACGCUGUGCGAAUGAGUGAUUGAUGCCAUCUUCGCUUCUUCAGGUAAAAAUGCUGAGCUCACGGGUUUACAUAAUGCAAGAUUUUUUUUUUUUUUUUAGAUUUAAGGAGUUCAAUCUUUUUCAAGUGAACAUGAUCAGGAUAGAGGGUUUAAAAAGAUAUGGUGGAUUACAUAACCCAUAAAACUUUAAUCUCUACAGUUUGAUGAUGAAAAAAGUUAUUUUGGUCAAAUGACAUUUAUGAUUGGUUCAAACGAGAUUGAUUUUUUUUUUUUUUUAAACUAAUACCCUGCUGUCUCUGUCCUACAUGUAGGGCAGAAUGGGUUUGUGUCCCCUGCUCCUGCUGAUUGGUCUAGCCCUUGGGGCAUCAGGCCAGGAUGAUGUCCCCAUCACAAGUAUGAACCACAUCCACUGAAUCCAGAUUGAUCUACUCAUUAUUUCUUAAAUUGAAAUACUUGCAACAAAAAAUGCUAACUCUACACUGUUUUCUUUCUCCAGGUCCUCCAAACAUCACUGCCAUACCCACAGACCCUCCUGUUGCACCAUCUCUUAAUUUCACAGUUGCACCCACACAAGCCCUCGAAGGCCCACCCACCACGCCUGCACCUACAGUCAUCCCAGUGACCACAGUUGCAACAACAACAACAGCAGCAACUACAACAACAGAAACAGCCACCACCUUCACUACAAGCCCACCUGCCGGGGAGGAUGUAGAACCUGCUGGUCCCAAUGGGACUGGACGGGUGUUACCUGUGCCUCCUUCCCCACCUCUAGUUACAACUAAUACCCCUCAGGUACCACCAACCACUGAGCCUAACCCAGCACCCACCCCAGCAGAAGAAGACAACGGGACCACUGCCCUUCCUCCAGAGACCCCAACUCCAGACGCCUCUGAGGAUGAGAUAAUAACUGAGGAGACCGAGCCCACCACAGAACCUGGGAUGGACUUCACCUCAGACACCAGCCCACAUGGUGAGUGUUUGUGUGAGAAAGUGUAAUGUCUUUUUAAUUUUUUAUAGGAACCAUCCACCCUCUAAUCUGUACAGUAACACAGCAACAAAUUCACUAUGGAGAUUGAGAUACCCCACCAAAAGUAACAUCAAAAAACAAGAAUCCCAUGAUGCAACACAAGAUAUUGAGCAGGUCAAUCAAGCUGAGCACCAUCAUUUUACAAGCUAAGACUUUUCUUAACAACCCUCUGCAGACUUCAGUCAUCACUUUUCCUACCACACUUUAACCCCCAGACAACUUCCCAAUAAUAUGCUUUGAUGAAGCGCUCUGUGAACAGCCAGCCAUUUCAGAAAUGACCUUCUGUGGCUCAGCCUCCCCAUCAAUGGUCGUCAAUGACCAUUUACAUUAUCGUGUGAUCGAUUACAUUGUUAAGAUUAUAACUGUAAAGCACUCAUCACACUUGAGUUUACAUGUAGAAGUACAGAACUGAUCACAUUUUCAGUUUCUGAAAGAACUCAUAGAAAUAUCCAACUUCUAGUAAGUUCUUAUGUUUUGAGCUAAGAAAAAAAAGCGAUUUAUAGAUAAUCUGACUGGAUUUGUGCAUUAAGUGGUGUCCUAUCUGAGAUGUGAUACAGCCUUUGUCAUCUUGGGGCAUCAGUUAUUAUGUUGUACACUGUUAUUUCUACAACUGUAAUGCUAGUAAAGUAAUUCUCUGUUUCUUCAUUUUAAUGGGGCGUUCACACCAAGUGCGAGUAAAUCAUCUACUCUCUCAAUUCGCGCGUCAACAGUAAUUUCAAUGGUAAUCCCUGUCAAUUCAACCAGGGGGAUCAAGUGAUAGACAAAAGUUCUUAACAAUUCACCAGGUAAUCCGACCUCCUCACUCAUUUGCCUCUGGGCGAGCUCCUUUUUAUUCCAGUUUUGGUCAUUGAAAGGAAAGGUAUCCUAUAAUUCAGGGCACCCACACAUAGACACAAUCAAUUUGUCCUCCAUUUUAGAAACCAGUGAACAACCGUCUGUUUUCAUACGUCACCUGCCAAUGUUCAUGCUGAUUAGUCAUCGCGACGCGGAUAUCCACUGAAGUUGAGACAUUUUCAGCUGCUGCCCAAUUCGUGUCAUUUGCGCCACCAGAGUAGUAUGAGUAUCUAAUCGCGUCUUUGCAUUGACAUAACAUGUAAUUCAUUUGCGCAAAUGAUUUUACUUGUGCUUGGUGUGUGGAAACAGUAACACUGAGAAAGUUGCUGUUGCUGCCUUGGUAACAGCUUUGAACCUUCUUUUUUUUCUUUUACAAUUUUAUACUUUCAAAAUGUAUCCAAGUUUUUUUUUUUUUUUACAGUUGGAUACAUUUGAUCUGACAGUGCCCGCAAGGUUUUUCCUGCUGUACGCCCUCUUUAAAGGUCACUGGGCAGUCACUUUCAUGUUUGCAUGUAUCUCCUUCCUGUAUUUGAGCUCCCAUCUGUCAUCAGAUCUUCCAAGACGCAGCUGAAUGCUGCUUUUGAAAAAGACCUAGCUAAAGUAGAUUUAGACAAACGGCUAAGAGGAUCUUUUAGUGACAAGGAAGCAAAGUUUUAUGAAAAUAACUCCUCUGCACUACAUUGACAUUACUUACUGCUGGUAGAGCAUAGAGAGACAUCGAAGGUGUUUCUGUGUUCUUCCAUCUAGCUUUGUAUUUUUCAAGCAGGCUGUCAAAGCUGCCGCAACAACUAGAAUGAGCAAGCCAGUGAGCUCUCUGGUCAAGAGUCAACCUUAAAUAUUUUAGAUAGUGAAACACUUUUCUGCUCUUAGACUCUAUUGUAGCAGAGCUGGAAAUAGCAGCAGCAUUUGACCAGUCAUCCAGACGGACACCACCAAAAAAGUAGACAAGUUAAUGUGAAGAAAAGAGGGAAGGGGGAUUUCUGUGUCCAAAUUGCUUCUUCUGAUGCUUUUACUUCAACAUUUAAGAUUGGCUCAACAUGAUAAAUCUGUAGAAAAUACUUUAAAUUUGUGUCUUUUGUUGGUUUGUAUUUGUAUUCUGUGUGUUUUCUGGCCAUGUUUGAAGCAUCCUUCUCACUGAAACAUGACUCCCCCCACCCUUUUCUUUGCCAUUAAUUAUUCAUGUUGCAUGAUUAUAGAGAAAUAGACAUAUCACUAUCAGAUGUCACUAAUUGAUUUGGAAGGAUGAUUUUCAUUAUAGACUCAGAUAAUUGCAGGUAUGUUUUGGAUCAAACUGCAGCAGAUAAAGCAGGGUUUUUGCGUUAAAUACUUGGAGAGAGUUUUUGAGGACUAGAAGGGAGCCUGUUGAAGUUUAGCAAAGUAUUUGACUCUCCUGGUCAACAGUAAUAUGCCAGAUGUGCCUGCUCUGCUCUAUAGUAUAUCUAUUAUAUAACAAUCACUUUGGGUUGGUAGGCGUUAUGUAAUUGCUCUAUUGUCUCUCCCCCCUGGCCAUCUGUGAGCAGUGUGUGUGGACUGGAGAGCUGUGAGCGGUAAUAGAUGGCAUCAGAUCCGUAAAGGCUGGGUCAGCUCCAUAUGAUACCCAUAGUCUGUUGUGCUCCCGCUUCUUUUUCAAUGUACACUGUCAAUGGCAUUGUCUGAGGAAGAAUGCCAAAAAAAAGUCCUGGGAACUGCAAGUGAAACGCAACAUGGAUGGGCAGCGUUCCAACUACUUCUUCCAGAAAGUGCAUAGGAAGCGUACAGUCAAAGGAUGCAUUCUUUGUCACAUAUUUUGUCCGCAAUGUUAAGAGCUUUCUUGAACUCCGACUCAGCUAGUGGAACAGCUGAUUUUGUCGUUGUAUUGUCACUACAGCCGGACAGUUUUCUAGAAAAAUCCCUCCUUUUGUUGUGGCCGAAUGUGUCUUACUGACCACUCAUCAGCACACAAAUGGCAGCCAGUUCAUUUUUUUUUUCUGCUCAGCUCGCUCCUGUUGUUGUUCGGGCACAUCUCAUGUCUUUUGUGUUAACUGUGGCAGUGAAAGGUCACCAGGAAGACUGUAGGUUCAACUUCAACCAGUAACUUAUGUUCACGGUGGAAACGUACAAAUUGUUCAGCCAUUGUCGUCUGCACAAGACACCACAAACAACAGAUUACUCUUUACAUCCAUGUAAUAUUUAAUCUGUAAAGUUCAGCCUUUGUAACUACAAGGUUGUUUUGGUUUUCUGUAUCAUCCUAGUAGACUGACAGGGUUGAUGCUUCUGAACAAAAAGGAAAGUUUUUGAAUUUACAUUAAAAAGUAUCGUAUAGAAUUCAGAAUUUUCUGUGUUUAUCGCCACCAUCAUGUUUCUGCUGUCACCUCGGGUACAGAAGCCAAAAGUCCACACUCUCAGUUAAACUGUGAUUUAUCUGCCCACUGUCCUUUGCAAAUGAUCUUUUUUUGGAGGGAGGUUGGAAAGGCCAAUAAAAUAUUAACAUUGUGAAUAACCACUUAGGAAAGAAAGACGCAGAGGUUAUGUUCAUGAGGCAGAGGUCUCUUUAAAACCGUAGCUUUUUAACCCGAUUCCUAACAUAUGGACAAGCUUAAAUCCUGUCUUGAUUAUAUGAAAAUUGAACAUAGUUAUCAGGACUUUAAACAACCCAUAUCCACAACAAAGCUCUCCAGUUCACUUGUCAAGUCUUGUUCUGUACCAAAAAAAAAAGUUCCUUGUGUGGGUUUAUUUUUGUGGUUAUCUGCUUGACUAUUUCUUGGCCGGGGCCAGCCUGAGCCGAUUUUGCAUACGAGUUCAUCGAGGAUGUCUGAUUAUAAAACAUCCACAUUUAACUUAAUACAUCCAAAGCUUGACUGUAACAGAAUGGGUAUGUUAAUGGAAAUGAAAUAUGGUGUCACUUUCAAACCAGAACAGACUGAGCUCAAUUACUGCGGAACAUUUUGUAAUCAAAUUUAUGAGACAAGCAAUUCAUUAUUUUGAUUUUUUUUUUUUCUCUGGUGCAGACAACAACCCGUCUGAUGACAUGCCGAUCAUAGCUGUCAUGGUGGCCCUUUCCUCCCUGCUGGUCAUCAUCUUCAUCAUCAUCAUCCUCUACAUGCUCAGGUCAGUGAAGUGAAGUGUACUUGAUGCAACAUGUUACGCACUGGCUGGAGACCUGUGGUGAUGGCCUAAGGUGCUCCUGUUACCAUGGAAACAACUGAUUGGCAUGCAGCAGUGAGGCCAAAGCAAUGUGUUUUUAUGUUUUGGUGCGUGUGUGUGCUUGUGUGUUAGAGAGAGAGAGAGACAGUGUGUGUGUGUCUGUCUGUGUGUUUUAAUAUGCACUUUGAUCUGCUCUGAUUGACAGGUUUAAAAAGUACAAGCAGGCCGGGAGCCAUUCAAACUCCUUCAGGCUGACCAAUGGAAGAUCAGAUGAUACAGGUAAAUACACACAUGCACUGGUCCGCCUGUGUGCGUGUUUGUAUGUGUCAGCAAAUGUCAAUGCAUGCAUACUCACAGUGCACAUUCUUGUUUAUUUUGGCUCAUAUCAGCAAAUUUGUUCAGCCGGCUUGACCAAACUUGUAACUUCCAGUUGUUUUUGAUAAGACUUGAUUGAUCCCACUCCCCUGACUGAUAACGUAUCACUGGUUGACUGUUGCCAGAAGGCUUUUGUUCACUGUGAUUACCUAACCAACAGAACUGCAGUUCGCUCCUUUUUAAGUCAAAUCAUUGAAUCACACCGCCCCCUGGUGGCCAUCUGUGGGGACAACUCCUCAUGAUGAAGUCAGAAGAACUUGAUUAACUACAAGACAGUCACACUCUCUUUUGUUAACCCCUUAUCCCAUGUCUCUAUCUCCACCUGUCUCACCCCUCCUGUUCCUUCCCUCCUUUCCUCUCUCCUCCCUUCCUCCGCGCCGGCGCAGAGCUCCAAAGCGUCCCGCUAUUGGCCCGCUCGCCCAGCACAAACAGGAAGUACCCGCCUCUUCCUGUCGACAAGCUGGAGGAAGAAAUGAACCGCCGCAUGGCCGAUGACAACAAGCUCUUCAGGGAGGAGUUUAAUGUACGGCACACUCGAGCACACACCCUCUGAUAACACACUGAGUCUGGUUUUCACCUUUAACACACAUCCCUGAAACUAAUUCUGGUGAGCGGGAGUUUCCAGGCAGGUAGAAACUCUGCUCAUUUGAAGGAUUACAGAGCAAGAAAAGACUAAAAAAGAUACCAUUUUUGUGUGAGGUGGAAAAAUAAAACUAGAAUCUGGUUUUAUGACUGAUGUUACAGAUAUAUUAAUGAGUAAGCUGUGAGUGAGGUGAUGCAGCAGGCUGACUAUACAGCACAAAAUGCCCCAAACCCUGUGAUAGCUCUAACACAUCGAUGCAAGCUUUUGUUCUAUCACAUUGCAGAAAUUAUGUACACACUCAAGUUCUGACCUCUCUUUCAUGUUAUCUUGAUUUGCUUUCUUCCUUUUUCCAUUUGUCAUUCUCCGUGUUCAGGCACUGCCAGUCUGCCCCAUCCAGGCAUCAUGUGACGCUGCCUCCAAGGAGGAGAAUAAAGAAAAGAACAGAUAUGUCAACAUCCUGCCAUGUGAGCAACAAACUCGCACCAACAAAGUAGCACUCGGAGUGACUGAGUUCAUGUCUGCUGUGUCAUGCUUGAGAACACUAAAUCUCUACUGUUCCAGUGAAAAUCAAAGAGAGUUCAUGAAGUUAUAAUUUUAUAGUCAGGACAAAGAAACUUGUAACACAUCAUGUGUUAUUCAAUUUAUUUUUUCCUAAUGUGGUUUGUCUGUCUGUGUCUCCUACUUCCUCCCACAGAUGAUCACUCCAGGGUGCAUCUGUCAUCUCUGGAGGGAGUUCCAGACUCUGACUUUAUCAACGCCUCCUUUAUUAAUGUUUGUAUAACUGCAGCUAUUUUCCCACAGAAGAUUCAGUCCCUUUGAAGAUGUUUAUAACUCAUAAUUUGUCUUUCUGUGGUUUCCGUCUGUUGCAGGGGUACCAAGAGAAAAAUAAGUUCAUCGCAGCUCAAGGUUUGAGUUUGAAUCAUUAACACAGUCCAACAAAUAUUAUUCACUUUUUCAUCUCUUGUCUGAUUUUUCCACCUCUCAUUCUGUCUCUCAGGGCCAAAGGAGGAAACGGUGAACGACUACUGGCGGAUGAUCUGGGAGCAGAACACAGCAACUAUCGUCAUGGUGACCAAUUUGAAGGAGAGGAAAGAGGUAGGAACACUGGAGGGAUGCACGUGCUGUACAAGCUUCAUUUCAAUCAAUGAUACAACAGCUUCAAAUAAGAGAUGCAGGCAUUCGAACAAAACCCUAACAAGAGUGAGGUUUGAAAGACACUGACACUCAAACACAAAGGGACCAGAAAAUGUCAACCUCUCAUGGUAUUUGCUUACUGAAUAUGACCCCAGCAAAGUUAAUUUAAAAACUUUCAUACCAACAAGUUAGAGAUCUGAUUACAUCCACAUGAGGGUCCCUGUUACAGAGCCAGAGUGGGGAUGACAAGUGAAGAGUCAGUUCUUUCACAGUACUUACUUUGUCAUUAACAAAGGCACUUUAAAGACUGACUUAACAAAGACCUCUACCUCAGUGAAAGUUGAUCUGUGAAAUCUGUUCAAAACAAAUAAAGGUUCACAUCAUCGUGAAAUUGAAAACCUGGCUGUGCAAAAUACUUGAUGGCCACCAGGGUUCCCCUCAAUCUGCUGUGUUAAUGUUAUGAAGAGGUCUAACACGGAUUCAGUUCACAAUUCAGUCAAAGAAAGCAUGGGCUGAAGAUUAAAAUGGAUCUAGGAGGCUUGACAAUAUCGCAUGUGAUACUGGAUCAAAUGUGUCCACUUAGGAUGUCCAUUUAGGUCCACAAAUACAUCUCAGAUCAGGCUCUCUUGGUGCAAAUGUUGCAUUUUUUCCAAUCAUCCAACUGCUCCACUGUCCAACAAGCUGGCGAGCGACUGACCUCUAAAUCUCCAUCCUGGCUCUCUGUCUUCUUGAGCAAAGGCCCCAUGCUCGAUCUGACAAAGCUCCCAGCUCACCCAUGGAUAAGCUAAUACGCGCAGUCCACUGUCUCUCUUCCUUUGUUGUUCCAAUCCAGCUUUCUAGAAGUAAAUCCAAAGUACCACACUUUUCUCCUUCUUUCCUGUAUUUUCACAUACACAGCCCACAGAUAGUGCACCACAGAAAAAAGUACGCUUCUUUCAGGCUGUAGGAUGGGAUCAUGUUGGGCCAUGAUCCCAGAGGCAGUAUUUAUUGUGUAUUCUUAUUAGUGAAAAAAAUAUAUCUACUUUUUCCAUUAAGAUGUUGACUAUAAGUCAACCUAAAAAAUGACAACUGUAAAUGGAAACAAAUUGAUCAGAGGUUGAUUCAUGGUUUUUUGAAACAAACAUGUUCAGCAGUAUUUGAAGUCUCACAUUUGUUCAACUGGUUUAAUGACUCAUGGCUCUUUCUUAUUAGUUUAUGCACACAUCUUUGUGAGUGUGCUAAAUGUUGGGUUAUUUUCUCGUUUCCAGUGCAAGUGUGCCCAGUACUGGCCGGACCAGGGCUGUUGGACAUACGGGAACAUUCGUGUGUCUGUAGAAGACACUAUGGUUUUAGUGGACUACACCAUCCGCAAGUUCUGCAUUCAACAGGUUUGAAUUGUUUCAGAUAUAUGUAGAGAAAUGAAUUAAACCCUUGAUAACACUGACCGUGCUGUGGCUCGGUUGAUGACCUUGUUUGCUCAUGUUUCAGGUUGGGGAUGUGUCUGGGAAGAAGCCUCAGAGGCUCGUCACUCAGUUCCACUUCACCAGCUGGCCUGACUUCGGGGUGCCCUUCACACCUAUAGGGAUGCUCAAGUUCCUCAAAAAGGUCAAGAACUGUAACCCUCAGUAUGCUGGGCCCAUUGUGGUCCACUGCAGGUAAAAAGGAUCAAAGUUUAUGCCUUUUUCUUUGCAUAUUUUUGCUGUGCUUCUUUGUCUGCAUAUUGCAUCCCACUCAUGACGUGUGUUCUGUGUCUGUCAGUGCGGGCGUGGGGAGGACAGGAACCUUCAUUGUGAUCGAUGCCAUGUUAGACAUGAUGCUCGCUGAGAGGAAGGUGGACGUGUUUGGUUUCGUCACCAGGAUCAGAGCCCAGCGCUGCCAGAUGGUCCAAACUGAUGUGAGAACUCCAAGUCCAUACACACACACAGUGUCCUACAAUGUCGUGUUUCCAGUGCACAAUAUUUUUACCUCCACUUGUUUCUUAUUUCUCUUCUUUUAGUCGCAAAGCACUUUUGAACCCUGCUUUGAAGUGGUAUUUGAAUAAAGUCUUUAAUGUACUUUUAUAAUUAUAACUGUCAUAAUAUUCUUAACGCCUCUCUUUGUCCUACAGAUGCAGUACGUGUUCAUCUUCCAGGCGUUGUUAGAGCACUACCUGUAUGGAGACACAGAGCUGGAGGUGACCUCUCUGGAGUCCCACCUGGCCAAACUCUACGCACCCUCACCUGGAGCCGGCUGUAGUGGUCUGGAGGCUGAAUUCAAGGUCUGUGGUCUUUCUUUUUUUGUUUUUUGUUUGUUUUUUACAUGGAUACUUCUCACUGACAGCUGAACAACAGGGAUGGAAAGAGUACUCAAAUUUUCAACUCACAUGAAAGUAGGUACUUUGUUAAUAGUUUAUUAAUCUCCUUAGUUUCAGUAAAGUACUUCAUUUGAAUUUUACUCAGAGUACUGAAUACUGGGUACUUUAACCCAUGGCAGUGGGGUUGGGGUGUUUGAUGCUCCACAAACAGCGCAAGUGUCACAAUAUGACCAAGAGUACUUUAUUGGCUCUGCACCUUUUCAUGGUGAAGUUAUGUAAUACUUGGGCAGCAUCUUUUGAAGUUAGUCCUUUCACUCUCAAGUCAAGGCUGGCUCAGCAGAGAGGCUUGUUUCUACAAGUCAAACAAAGACUUAAUUGAUUGUAAUGAGUAAAGAAUGUGGUAGUGAAAUCAUCUUGACGCCUUAUUUCAAGGAUCCUAUCAAGAUCAAUUCAACUUGAAAUAAGAUUUGUUUUGGGGUCUGUCAGGUCAGUGGAGCUAAAUUAAGUGUAAUGAGAUGUUUUGACUUGAAUUCGAGACAAAUUCACUCUGUAAUAUUUGAGUGUUUCACAGAUUAGAAUUCUUUUAGUCAUCUAGUUGUCAUGUGGUUAAGAGAAAGCUUGCAGGUCUUUUUCUCUUUACUUGGUUACUCAUUCGCUGAUGCUGUGUAAAAUGUAGAAGUUUCAGUAGAGAAAACUGAAGUCAGAAUUCAAGUUCCUAUUUAAAAAAGUCAACUUAAUACAAAUACACAAAAAGUAUUCGAUUACGUGGAUGUAAUCAGUUACUUUCCCCCUCCUGCUGAAUGGUAGAUAUCCAGCAAGAUGACAAUAACCAUUGUGUAUCAACUUGUGUCUUUUUUUAUAAAUCAAGUGUUGUGAUUCUGAUCAUUUUUAGAAACUAACAUCCAUCAAGAUUCAGAAUGACAAGAUGAGGACAGGCAACCUGCCCGCCAACAUGAAGAAGAACAGAGUCUUACAGAUCAUUCCAUGUGAGUUCACAUUUCACUGCAAUUUAGUCUUACUUUUGUCUACGAAUAUUUCUUACACUUUAUUUGUAUGCUGACAAUGUUGCUUCCUUCAGGCUUUUAGUCCGAUAAUUUUAGAGUUAUCUCAUUACAAGAUAAAAGCACAAAAGUGUCUGAAAUGAGGGCACAUUGUGGUACAAAUGUAACAAAUAAAUCUUAGUUAUUUGAUAGAAGCGCUCUCAUUUGCUUGUUUAAAGAUAUAAAGUUUUAAUACUUAAUGAUGACACUGCAGCUGCUACAUCUAGACAUUUACAAAACUGUUUUUUUUUCUGUGUCAGACUUGAAACUUCUCUAGAUUUCAGAUAUUUGUGGUUUCCCUGGUACUUAAAAUUAUAACUCCCUUGUAUCUUCCUUUGCAAUCUCUGUUCAAUCCUUUUUUUUUUCCCCAUUUGUUUCUUAAGGAAUAUUUUCCCCUUUUUUUUAUUUUUUGCCCUUGUUUUUGAGAGUUGACUUUGAGCUGUUUGUUGUUACAGUAGUGAGCAGUGGGUCCCUGGAUUAUCAUGGUUUAUGCACACGGUGGUUAAUCCCAUAAAGGGAGUAGUGUUCAUAGCUUCAUAUGCCUCAGCACUGAAGGUUUCCAAAGUGAAGAGUAACGGUCCUCCUUUCCUCCGACAGACGAGUUCAACAGAGUGAUCAUUCCAGUCAAACGAGGAGAGGAGAACACAGACUACGUCAAUGCUUCAUUCAUCGAUGUGAGUGUAAAAGCCCCAGGUUGACAGUGGAUCAUUUCAUCUCAUCGAUGCAAGCGAUCGAUUGAGCUCUACUUACUGUUUAUUUUUGUAUCCGAUAUCAAUCCCGCCUUUGCCUCUGGACAUCACUUCCUGCCAUCUCUCCUGUCUUGUCACAGGGUUACCGUCAGAAGGACUCGUACAUAGCGAGUCAGGGCCCGCUGCAGCACACCAUCGAGGACUUCUGGAGGAUGAUCUGGGAGUGGAGAAGCUGCUCCAUUGUCAUGCUCACUGAGCUGGAAGAGAGAGGGCAGGUGUGUGGAUGUGUGUGUGUAUAAAAACACCAGUGGGUCAAUAAAGGGCUAAAAUAGAAUAUUGAUAUGCCACAGUAAAGUCAAUGCUAAACUGACGCCACCAGCUGAGAUGAAGUAGUAACAACCUGAGCAAAACUGUUUAGACAUCUGGUGAAUUUGUAAAAGCUCUAGCUGAAGUGUUUUAAACUUCAUUCAAAAUUAAGGUGACCAGAUUUCUGUUAGGAAAUCUGGGGACAUCCAGGGGUUGGGGGGUGCUGAGCAAAAUGGGAUUUCAGGCCCUUUAUUUCUGGAGAGUGGUGGGGAGGGGGCAUCGGCUGUGUGAUUACAGACAACAACUCAGUACUACUUAGUAGCAGCGCAUGCCCCCAGUAAUGACCCCCCAUAAAAACUUUUUGUUCAGGACUGCGCACAACAUGCUAACUUGCGCUUCCUACCUACCCGGCCACUGUAAUAACCGUUGUUCUAGUCUACACGUAACUUUUUUUUUUUUUCUCAUUCAUGAAACGCUUAAAUCUGGGACAUUUCAUGGGACAACAUUAGGUCAUCCCAGAAUUCGGGGACGUCUGGUCACCUUAUUUAAAAUCAGAAAGACAGUCAUCGAGUGAAGCAGUUUAACCAUCUGUAUUAUGACUCCUGCAGGAAAAGUGCGCACAGUACUGGCCCAGUGAUGGAGUGGUGGUUUACGGGGACAUCUCCAUCGAGAUUAAAAGGGAGGAGGAGAGUGAGAGCUACACAGUGCGAGACCUCCUGGUCACCAACAACCGGGUAAGAAAAGAAAAGAUAAACUAAAAUCCCUAAACUCAGUGGAGGAGCGAUAGACAAAAACACUCACAGUUUAUAGAUAAACCAGCUAUUUUUUAGAAUAUGACCUGCAAAGCUCGUCUUUCUCUUACUUUCUAGGAGAACAAGGCUCGAGCCGUGCGUCAGUUCCACUUCCACGGCUGGCCAGAGGUGGGCAUCCCCACUGACGGUAAAGGCAUGAUCAACAUCAUCGCAGCGGUGCAGAAACAGCAGCAGCAGUCUGGCAACCACCCCAUCACAGUGCACUGCAGGUAAGACUCACAUACACACACAGACGUCCUGUUGCUUUUCAUGCUGAAAAGAAAUCAAACCCCUUGUUGUCAUGGUAAUCUUAAUGAUUGUGUGUAUUAGUCUUGUAAAGGGAAAUGCAUCUGGCAGUCAUGUGUGCUUGUGUGUGUCUGGGAACUUGUCGCAGCCAUUAAAUCACAGGAAAAAACAGCUCAGAAGAAUUGUUCUCUUCUUCCUUGUGACAUUUUAAGUGCUCUCAGCUAUGCCCCCCCUCCCUUUUCUUUAAACAUAUACACUCACUGCAAAUCUUCUCAUGUAUGCUGCUAUUUUUAACCUUUUUGUAGUUGUAAUGUGGAGAUUUUUAUAUUUGUAUAUUGUGUAUUUACAGUGCUGGUGCUGGCAGAACAGGGACUUUCUGUGCAUUGAGUACAGUCCUGGAGAGAGUGAAAGCAGAGGGCAUCCUGGAUGUCUUCCAGACAGUCAAGAGCCUAAGACUGCAGAGACCACACAUGGUGCAGACACUGGUGAGCAACCUCUUGAUUCUUCUUCUGUCUAUAAUUUUUGUUGCUUUGUAGCCAAUUUGUGUCAACACUUUAUUCCAACACGUACAGGUAUUUUCAGAGAGUAGAAAUGUGGUUUGAAAGGCUAGGUGGGAAAUAAAAGUAUUUAUUAUUGAUUUUGAGGUUUUGAUCCCACUGGAGCCGUUAGUCUAAGUCCCCAGAUAUAUCAAAUACAUGUAGUUUGUUUCAUUUUACCGUGUUUUUACCAACAUAUCACAAAUUAUGUGACUGAGCUGCUGGUUUUUUAAGCCUAAAUUCAAAGGAUUGAUAAUUUCAAUCACUGAGAUCUGACAGAAUUCACAUAAUGGUAAUGCUGGUAGCUCAGACUGACACAGCUGUUUCCCAUCCACUCCUCUCCUCAGGAGCAGUAUGAGUUCUGUUACAAAGUGGUCCAGGAGUACAUCGAUGCCUUCUCUGACUACGCCAACUUCAAAUAGAGACCUGCCAUAGAUGGAUGGAUGUCCAGCUACACUUCAUACAAACAUGCACACAACAGAACACAGACGCACACAUGUAUUACCAUGCAGGAAGCUGCAUGUUCCAAUCUGAUGGAUUUUUUUUUAAAGGAAAAGACUCGUCACAAUGUGAUCUGUGGAUGAGACGAACUGCCUGAUGGAAAAGGGAACAGAGGCCUCGGCCCAGAGGAGGAAAAGGCUGGGCAGUCGGACAAAGAAAAUAACUGAGAUGCCUUCUUGAAUAUUUUGUAAUAUUGGUCUUGUUAAUACAGCCCUCACCCCUAUUUGCUCCCCCUUUCUCCUCCCAACCCCCAACAUGUAUAUAUACUUACUGUGUUGCAUCUUAUUACUUUGGUUUCAGACACAGUUUUGAGUUUGGCUGCAUUUUUUGGGUGGCACCUGUAAUGUAUUUUAUUGGUAUAUACAUAUAAAUAUAUAAAUAUAUAUGAAUAUAAAUCUAAUGCUUUGGAGGCUAUUGUAAAAAAAAAAAAUCCAGAGUCAUGGUGAGGUGUUUUGGAUUUUUAUUUUGUACUUUUUAGGGAGUGAGACAUUAAACCAUUUUGGCUGUGCUAGCCACGCUGUAGCAUCAACAUACGUAGACAAGCCCUGGACUGUUUCCACCCCCAGACAUCCGUACAGGAAACAAAUGAGCAGGGCUGUUUUACUUUGGACAGAUUAAACCCCAUCAAGUGAGCCAACUCCAGUUUCUCCUUUUUGCAGGGGUCAGGGGGUUCAAAUGGUCGCCCACUAUUGGAGAAUAGAAUCGCUGUGAUGUAGCUUAUUGACUCAGGUUGACACACACGAACAUACACUUAAUACCAGGAGCCAUUUGUUUUCUGAGAGCAUCAGUGUGUGUCUGUUAAAACCGGAGCAGAAGCUGGCACAGACUACACAGUGUUUUCAACACCGCUGUCUGCUUUCUGUCGAGUGCCAAAGUCCUUCAACUCGCUGGAGUCUGAGACUCCAUGCUGAGACAUCCAGAAUAAGAGAGGUGUUUCACUCUUUAAUGACUCAUAACCAACAUAUACCAGGAUUAUGUAAGUAAACUGAGAAGGUUAGGAAUAAACAUAGUUUUUUUGUACUCCUAAAAUUUAGGAAAAUUGGGUAAUUGGUCAAGCUUUUGUAUGAAAUCUCUGAUAAUUUUUUUCUGACGGGCUGUUACAGUACCAACACUUAAGGUGAUCAGGUUCACAAGCCAAACAAACAUAGUCUUCUCCAUUGCAUCCUAGAAGACAGCAGCUGUUAUAUACCCAGCAUAUUUCUUGUUUACAGACACAUGUCAGUAUUUCUUUUAGAUUAUACUGAGUAUUUCUUUCUGUUUGGGUUUCCUUUGCCUCACUUCACUACGCUGUGCUGUCUCUGAAAGAAUAAUCCCUUUUAUUCCCCACUUUGAACACAGAUACCGAGGAAUGUUUCUUUUUUAUUCGAAUGCUGUUGCUAACAAAGUCCUAAAAUAUGGAUAUGUUGUUACUUAAAUAGUGGAGGUGCCAUGCAAUGUGUGCUAUGAUUUUUAUUUUGACUGUCCUGGGAGGACACUUGGACUUGAACCACAGUAUUUCUUUUUAUUUUUGAGAUGAGGUCACAAAUGAGGCCGUGCCCUUCUUGAUUGUAUUGAAAGAUGAAUAAUGUCAGUCAACCACAGGGCUUCAGGUCACUCUAAUUUCCGCUCAGUCAGCUCAGGAAAUGACCAGUGCCAGGAUUGUUUGAAUUUACAAACGGAAAAAAUUCAGCUUGAGGUCAUCUCAGCAAUCAACUCCUGUUUUAAUAUUUUAUUUCAUAUAGAGUUUUAACUUGAUAUCGGAAAUGAGAAUUUUACAGAUUUUCCAGCCCUUUUAACAAUUUGUGCGCAAAAAUCACUUUAACUCCAACACUCCCUCAUGUAAUCACUUUUAUUUAAAAAAGGAGCACAAUCAAUUCUUAAUUUAUUGAUAGCAGACAUCAUUAAACGUGCUGUUUUCUUUUUUUCUUUUUUUCAGAAGGCUGAAAGCAGCAUCGAUGUUGAUCGUUUGAACACUCAUGCACUAUUUGCACCAGAAUCAAAGCCCUUAAAGAUAAGCAACCAAAUAAGAGACAAAGUCAGAAUGAUGCUAGGACCUUCUUUAUCAGUAAUCAGAUUUUACUUGGAAGGGUUAUCAGGUCUCAAAGCCCAGGUUAUGCCCUUCCGCAGGGGACCUGAAAGUAGCCGGCAUUUGAAUUGACCAGACGCUGAAACUGUUCGCUGUUUGUGCAUCGUCAUCAUCAUUUCAGGUCUAUUUUUGUUCCAAAGCAACACAAGUGCCCGCACAUUAUGUUAAGGUGCCAUAGUGUACUUCAUUUAUUUGCUUGGUCACUUAUUGGCUCUUAUCAAAGGAGGGGGAUGUUUUUUUGUUUGGCUGUUCUGCCUGUGCGUCAAAGGCAGGUGGGCUGUGUGUGUUCGGAUCAUUUGAUCUUUUUCUCUCACUGCAUUUGGUAGCAAAACAAAACACUGUGCCAACCCAUAGUGAACUAGUGAACUUAGAGAAGUGCCUCGCUGGUAGGAUUUCAAAAGGAGCUUAGCAGUUGAAUUAAUGGAACCAUUGUUAUUCACAAGUAUUUACCCACUCUGUUUGUCCUAAGCUCUCAUCUGCAGGCUGAUGACAAAUGUCUUUGCAUGACGAAUCAAAAGGGCCAAAGCCAAGACUGGGUCAGCCAUCCCUCCUCUCACAUUCCCUUAAGUCGCUUAUUCAGACCCUCUAAUUGUGCAGGUGAAACAAGCGUUGAGGUAACUUUGAAAAUUAAUUCCAUCUUCAUUUGACGGCUUCAUUUCAUUCCAUAUCAUUUAAAUGAAGGGGUCUAUGACGAGUAAUCAGUUGUUGGCCUAAAUGUGCAACAAAAUUAUAAGAACAAACAUUGGAUUGUUACUGCGGAAAAGGAACCAGUUUUCCAUCCCUUUCUCCCUGGAGGAGGAGUAGCAUUUUGAAUGCAGCAAGAAUCAGAACCUUUUUUCAACAUGCAACUUUGCUUCUUGCCUCUGGGACUUUUAUAUGUCUUUAACAUCUCCUGUCCACUAACCUCUGUCUCCCUUUAGCUUCCCUUUCUUGUGUUACUUUGCCCUUGGACCAUUUUUUUCCUCAGUGGUCAUUCCCCACUCCCUCUUGUACAUAAUGUAAGGUUAUUUAUAUUUCAUUCCUGUCUGCUGCCUUGCUUAUUUUAUUCUCUUCUCCCUCGUUUUUUUUUUUUUUUUUCUUUUUAAAAGACGGAUAUUGAACUGUAUCGGGACCAUUUUGAAAUGUAUUAGAGAUGUUUUGUUUCGGCCAUUUUUAAUUAGCUAUAAUUGUCUUAAGCAAAUCCUAUUUUUUAAUUUGCCUAUGUUUGUUUCUAGUGUUUUGUUAUUAAACAUUUAAAUAUAUGUAUAUAUAAUUAUAUAUAUUAUAAAAUUAUAUAUAAUUAUAUAAUGCCAAAUGGCCUUUCUAAGCAAGAUACUGUUCAACCCUAAUAAAGUGCUUGAGAUUUUA